Molecule: messenger RNA, 3044 nt
Organism: Sceloporus undulatus (fence lizard)
Lineage: Eukaryota; Metazoa; Chordata; Lepidosauria; Squamata; Phrynosomatidae
Gene: SPART
Product: spartin
Exons: 9
Coding region: 135-2006 (623 amino acids)
Biological process (GO): cell division; negative regulation of BMP signaling pathway
Cellular component (GO): plasma membrane
Source: RefSeq, a predicted model, not a curated record
CGUGACGUGGGCCCUGGAGCACCCACCAAGAGCAGCUGAAAGAACAGACGCAGCAGCAGCAGCAAUAGUGAAUAGGAAGCUGGUCUUUGCUUGCACAGCCCUGAAGAGGAGAAGGGGGCUUUUCAGGCUUCUCAAUGGAACAACAACAGGAUCCAGCUAUGGAGGACAAUGGGAAUGUGAAGGCUGUUGAAGAAGAAUACAGGAAAGCAUUCGUGUUCAUUAAUAGAGCUUUGAAUUCCGAUGAAUUGGGACAGAAGGAAAAAGCAAGGGAUUAUUAUACACAGGGUCUUAACCACUUGGUCAAAGGAGUUAGCAUUCCAUCCCAAGGCCCUGAAUGCACUGGACCCUGCUGGGAAUCUGCCAGGCAAAUGCAGCAGAAAAUGAGAGAGACUCUGCAAAAUGUCCAUUCUCGCUUAAGUAUCCUAAAUAAUGGCGCACAUCCUAACAGUGCUGCAGUGUCUCCUCCUAAAGAGUCACCCAAGUUAUAUCCAGCAAUUCCUCCUAAAGAAAAGCCAGAGAGACCUCCUGUACCAAAUUCACUGAUAACACCUUCUCAGUCACUUGCAGCAGGUGGAAGUGUUGAAUCUACAAGCCAGGCACACAUGGGUGUGUUGGAUCCUUCAGUGCCUAAUGAAGCACCCCCUGCUUACACCCCGGAGGCCACCAAUGGGCACUACACAGUCUCAUAUGGGACAGAUUCUGGAGAGUUCUCAUAUGUUGGAGAAGACUACUACACAAAAUGCACCCAACCACCUCCAGUUCAGACUUUUGGAGUUGAUGCUGAUGAACUGAUCCUCAUUCCCUAUGGUGUGCAGAUAUUUUAUGUCACCCCUGAUGGGCAAGUUAGUGCCCCCUCAUAUCCUGGAUACCUUCGCAUUGUGAAGUUUUUGGACACUGAUGCUGCAGUGGCCCAGAAUCGCCCCCCUGCUUUCCUUCAGGUCUGUGACUGGCUGUAUCCUCUUAUGUGCAACCAGUCACCUGCCCUCUCCUGUAACACUGGAGUCUACAUGUUCCCUGACAUGAUGUCUCAGGUGUCAGGAUCCUAUGUGGGAGUAGUGUUAUCUUCAGAACUUCCAGCUGCUGACAGAGAACUGUUUGAAGAUCUGCUAAAACAGAUGUCUGACCUCAGAGUACAGGUUCCAGGAUCCAAUGAGGGGGAACGCUCAAGAUCUUACAAAGAGGCUUUUGAGGAUUUGUUAAAACAGAGACCUGAUCUCAUAGCCAAGCCAGCAGAGGCUUCAAGUGAUGUCAUUAACCUCAGCCACACUGUACCUGUUCAACCAGUGCCUGAAGAGAGGGAGCGAGAAUUACCUGACUGGAGUGAGAAAAUAGCCCAUGGAAUCUUAUCAGGAGCAUCUUGGGUGAGCUGGGGACUGGUCAAAGGAGCAGAAUAUACUGGCAAAGCAAUCCAUAAAGGAGCUUCAAAACUAAGGGAGCACAUUCAGCCAGAAGAAAAACCUGUGGAAGUUAAUCCAACCGUGGCAAAGGGGCUACAUGUAGCAAAGCAAGCUACUGGGGGAGCUGUGAAAGUCAGCCAGUUCUUAGUUGAAGGUGUAUGUUCUAUAGCAAGUUGUGUUGGAAAAGAGUUAGCCCCUCACGUCAAGAAGCAUGGAGGCAAACUGGUUCCAGAGUCCCUUAAGAAAGACAAGGAUGGAAAGUCUACUUUCGAUGGAGCUUUAGUUGUAGCAGCAAGUGGAGUCCAAGGGUUUUCUACAAUAUGGCAAGGUUUAGAAAGCGCUGCAAAAUGCAUUGCUCACAAUGUUUCUAAGGAGACAGUGCAGACUGUCAAGUAUAAGUAUGGGGAUGAUGCUGGCCAUGCUACAGACAAUGCAGUGAGUUCUGCCAUCAACGUUGGUGUGACAGCUUUUAAUAUUGACCAUAUUGGAAUCAAAGCGGUAGUGAAGAAGACUGCAAAGGAAACAGGCCAUGCUGUGUUGGAUGAAUAUAAAAUUAAAGAUGAAUCUAAACCUAUAGAGAAAAGAGAGAAAAAAGAUGACGGACGUUGAAAAUACUGUGAAAGAAUUGUCCUAAGCCUUAAUGUAUGGUGUAACUUAUUCAAAGAAAAGAUCAAUUGUUUAAUAGAUGUCUUAUUUUUCUAACUCUACACACUUCCUACACUUAAUUUAUCAUACUUGACACCUAUCCUCUUCUGAAAUAAAUGAUUUAAUGUAUCCAUCACUCCAGUAUUGGUGUUAAGACCUAGAUAAUAGAAGUGACUUUGCAAUAGCAUUAAAUUUGCACAAGAGAGACUCGUGAUUUAUUUUUCCUUCAAAUUAAAGUAGAAGAUUAGAAUUUGGCUUCAGCUGUGGUGGGACUAUUUUUGUACCUAUAGUUAGAGACAGACAAUAUUGUAAUAACUAACCUAAUUUUAAUAUUUUCUGAAAUGGAACUAUCUGAUCAAAUAGUAUAUAGUCAAAUUUUACACAAACAACUAAGUUAGUACGUUUUCCCUAUAAUUUGCUUACAUGCAAACCAAAGAUUGAAAUGCCACUGUUUCUGAAGCAGUAACAUAGUACUGCCAACCAAACUUCAUGAAAUCCUGGAUUUUAUACUUAGGUGUAAAUUUAAUCUCAUUGUGGAGUAGUUGGCAUUAUCCAGCAAAUCUGUGGGCACAGAUUUUUCUUUGAAAAUUGAUACUCCAUCAAAGAAAAUCUUGAGCUCUCUGCAUAAAAGCUUUGGUUGUGCUUUGUAUUUGGUAUAAGAUGACCCUGCUGAAACCGUAUCCUUAAAAAGCAUAUAGUACUUAGGAGUGAAUCUUGUUGCCUUCUGAUGUAAUGUGGUGCAUUUCACAUAUUGGGUAUUAGGCUUUGCUCCACUUCAGAAUGUAAGAUAAAAGUUCAGCUGCUAUUAAGAUGGAGAUCUAACACUUUUCACUGUAUUUGCUUCAGAUUUUGACUUUACACUCACUGUGAGGUUUGUAUUGUGAACACUACAGAAACUGUAGUGUUUAUUUAACCUACAGCAGCAACACAUCCAUUAGUUAAAGAGCUAACCACUUUGAAAGUGUGAUGGAUUUAAAACUUUAAAUAAACUUAAGAUGCAUA